This is a messenger RNA of Saccoglossus kowalevskii, 3046 nucleotides long. RefSeq lists its product as uncharacterized. Gene Ontology annotation, molecular function: protein binding. Lineage: Eukaryota; Metazoa; Hemichordata; Enteropneusta; Harrimaniidae. The record is from RefSeq and is a predicted model, not a curated record.
AUGCAGAACUUUUUCAGCCUCUUAUUCUUUGGAAUGCUAGUUACCCAAGAAUCUGGUUUUGGGUCUAGCAUCUUCUGGCAUGCCAACCCUGUCACCCUAUCAGUAGUUGCUUUGUUAUUUGUACGAAACUGGCAAAGUAAGACACCGUUUGUCACUGGUCUUAAUCUAGGAGGUAGUCUUACCAGAGCAUCUGCUACCACUUUUGGCAUGUUCUUUGUGGUAGCGGGUUGCAGCCAAGCUGCACAUAAACAUACUGGAGAUUUUAAUCUUCAGCUUGCUUUCCUGAUGAGUUGUUUGACCAACCACUACUGUACAGAAGAUCAGAAUGAUCCAUCAAAUAUACCAGGAAUUCUCUUUGUAUACAGUUCAUGGGAAAUUGAACGUUGCGGUCUGGAUGGGUUUCACGUCACUCUCGCAAAAUAUCUAGCUAAAAACACAUCCUGUAGGUACCGAGUUUACAGCACUGUACUUGAAGUAAACGAUGAACAGCGCAGCGAUGCGGAAAAUGGAAAUAUAUAUUUAAUUGAGCCAAGAAAGAAAAGGUUAAAAUCUUCCCCAAGUAUUGACUGGUUUGUUCUGCAUGAGUCUUUGUUUCCUAGUUUAAAGUAUCUUUAUAUAACUCAUGUGGUCGGAUAUUCACUCAAAACUGCUAUUGCUGCUGCAACCAUUCAAGAAGAAGUUUUCAGUGAUGCAAAAUUACUUUUGAUUAACCAUGUUUUGCCAUAUCCAGUGGAUGGGAUUGAUUCUGACACCCUUGAAGAUGAAAUAGAUGAAUUGGUGUACAAGGCUGCUGCAUUUAUAUCCAUUGGACCCACCCUGUAUAAUGAAUAUCAAAACAUAUUCAGGCUUCCCGAACUGCGUGAUAAGCCACAUGUGAAAUUACUGCCACUACCUUCAAACAUUUUCCUGGAAACCAAAGUGCCUGAACUAUUGUAUGACGAAAAACAGCCUUAUUAUAUCUCUACACAUGGACAUUUUUUUCAUCCAAGAACUAGAAAUGUAGCUGCCAAGUCGAUAGGUGAAGUUGCAGACUUGUUUGAAAAAACCAAGAAACCAAAUCCAAUAUUGAUGAUCCUGUGUGUCUCUGAUGAACUGGACAUCAGUACAUUGAAAGCAAUAAAUGAGACUGUUGAAUCAUCUAAUUAUUUAAUUAGGCUGCAUCCAUCAUGUUUGACGAAUAAUUACUUGAAAUAUUUAAAACAAAGUCAUCUUUGUAUUAUCCCCGAAAUUAACAGUGAAUACAGCUUUGCUGGUAUAGAAGCAGUAGCAGUAGGAGUUCCUGUACUGGUUGCUGAACAAUCACAAAUUGCAGCUUUUAUUGAAGAGGUGUUCGUAAUAAGCAAUACACUUAUUGACUGGCAGUCCAUGAUUGUGAAAAAUCCUUUGGAAAGUUGGGAAGUAGAAAUUAGAAACACCUUACUCUAUUUAAACCUAUCUUGGGAUAAAUCAGCCGAGUUGCGGGAAAUAUUCAUAACAAGUGACAUUAUAUCAGAAAGUUACAAAGAAGUGGUUGCAUUGCUAGAUGACAUACUAAUACAAGAUACAACUAUCAACGAGUGUCCAGAGUGUUCAUGCAAAUCAUGUUUGAAAUUAACUGUCCGCUGUGUCCUUAAUACAACCAAUUCAGAAUCAAGUACUCUGACCAGAAUCAAUCCAGAUAAUGUACAACAUAGUCAUUGGUUGUGGAAAUGCACAGACAUUAUCACUCAAUUAACAAUUAACAACAGGGAUUACCAAGAGGAAUUAGAAUGUGCUGUCCAAAACAAGUGUUCCGCUAUUAUCCUAGGAUACAAGGAAGGGAGUCUUAUAAUUUACAUUACAUUCCCAAAUCUAUUUAGUCUCUAUACCUUCCAAGGCAUUGUAACUUCCGGAACAUUGGCAAAAGAAUUUGAAAAAUUUUUAAUUUCUGAAAAAAUGAGAUAUGAAUCAGUUCUACUGAACAUCCCCUAUAUGUUGAAUAUAUCAUAUGACGAAGAGGAGUUCAAGUCACUUGUCAAGUACUUCAUCAAUCGAGAUGGUGGAAAUAGCAUUUUCAGCUACAUAAAUACUAAUGUUAAAGAUAGCGUUCGUGUUAAUAUUGACGAGUAUGAGGAAGAGUUUAUGUCUGUAGAAGACCUUCACAAUUUAAUCCUGAAAAAAGAAGCAUCUCAUAAGAAGAAUGUAAAUGACAGGCACCACACUAGCAUGAAAGAUGCAUCAUGUAGAGUGACCGAACAAUACUGUGAAGUGAAGGAAGAAUCAUCAUGUUAUCAGUAUAUAAUUAUACUUGUACUGAUAGUGCUCGUGAAUUUAAUAUGUAUAGCAUAUUUCAUUUGGUGGCGCAUUACAAGACCUCGUCAUAGCAGUAAGAAGAGUUUAUUAAAACAUGCUUGUGAGGAGGAACAGAAAAUAUUUACAGAUGCAAGAGUGGAAACUAUUACCAAGUCGUAUCUUAAUGAAGAACGUCAAGCAGGACUUGCAUAUCUCAAUUUGAUGCCCACUAGAUGGCCUUCAACAUCUGAAAUACAACUGUUCACUGAAAGGUUUAUCCAAAGCAAGCCCGCUGAUAAGAAAACAGUGCAACCCCAAUUUUCUGCCGAAGUUGCCUCAACAUCAACAUACACACAGUGUAACAUUUCAAUUGUCUUAAUAGAUACAGCUACAUAUGUGGAAACGGAAUUGGAUCUCAGCUAUGGAAAACAUAAAUCUAUAGAUUUAUCAAGACUUGGUCUGUAUAAACACCUGAGGAUUUUAAAUCUGAGUGGUAACGGACUAACAAUAGUACCACAAGAGAUCGGGGAAUGCCACGAAUUACAGAAAUUAAAUCUAUCGUUCAAUAAGUUUGCGAAGAUACCAGAUUCAUUGUGUGCAUUAGAACAGUUGACAGAACUUUACAUGGAAUCUAAUGCAUUGACUGCUAUACCAGAUGAGAUUAGUAAAUUGAAGAAUUUGAAGAUAUUGAAUCUAAAUAACAAUAACAUUGCGAAGAUACCAGAUUCAUUGGGUGCAUUAGAACAGUUGACAGACCUUAACAUGGGGUUUAAUGCAUUGACUACUAUACCAUCAG